Prosopis cineraria is the source of this 2408-nucleotide messenger RNA. RefSeq names its product protein DA1-related 2. The coding region runs from base 655 to 2127 and encodes 490 amino acids. Gene Ontology annotation, molecular function: ubiquitin binding. The transcript has 12 exons. NCBI's taxonomy places the organism in Eukaryota, Viridiplantae, Streptophyta, Magnoliopsida, Fabales, Fabaceae. The record is from RefSeq and is a predicted model, not a curated record.
CUCUAAUCCUAAGAAAAAAAAUGUUAAGCGAGAUUUCUUACAAAGGUUAUAAGUUGUAACUGAUAAAUGGAAGGGAAUUUAUAGCAGAGCAUGAAUCUUUAGCUGGGCAGUUAGGUUGGUAGAAAAAAUCUCAGAAAUUAGAAAUGCUUGACCUCGCUUCCUGAGAGGAACGACUCUUCAUGAAGGAUGAAGCAAAAGCUAUACGAGUAUGUUCUGUUAUUCCAGAAAAGGAAGGAAGAGAAAGUAAAAGUAUACAUAUUGAGCUGCUUCGGCUUCCAUGCGUGCAAACACAGCACUUUUUCGGGCUUUUCUUUUCUCUCUCUCUCAAUCCAUCUUCGAUUUUCGGCAAUCAACAGUUAGCUGAUAUUCUCCGCUUCAGCAGAUUCCCCAGAACCCCAUCUUUCUGCCCUUGCCCUACUUCUCUUCAUUGCUUUCCAAGCCAAGAAUCUCUCUCUCUACCACUUCCCCUUAGAUUCCUCUCCCUCCCUAUUUUUCUCUUCCUUUUUCCGCUACUAUUAACGAUGUCUAAUUCCCCUUGUUUUCCAUCUCCUGUUCGUCUCUCUCUCUCUGUCAUUUUCAGUUCUCGUCCUUCCCUUUUCCUUCCCUCGGAUCUCCCAUUUCGCCAAUUCUAUACAUCAUAUUUCCGCCGCCGUUAUGGCUCCUUCAGAAGUCAAUCAUCUCUCUCACCCUUGUAUAUAUGGGGAUUUUGCUUCCUCAUUCUCCGAGAGGAAGUCUGGCUUUAUGAAAUGGUUUAGUAAGCUUUUCAAAGGUGGGUCCAGUCGAGGAAGGGGAGGUCGUCAUCUCCGGCAGGCUACAGAGGAAAAUUUGGUUUGGCGUAAUCCGGCUAGAUCGUUGGAUGACCGUUCUCUAGCUGAAGAUUUGAAGAGACCAAAUGCUCGUCAAGGAUAUAGAUUGGGGGGAGGCAUCAAUAAAGAUUAUGCAAGUGAAUUUCAGGAUAACCAAAACUCAUCUGCACAUCCUCCAUACAGCCGUGCAACAUAUGGGGAAAUUAGAAUAUGCGGUGGGUGCAAGCAGGAGGUAGACUAUGCGAAUUGUUUAACAUGCAAUGAUACUCAUUUUCAUCCAUGGUGCUUUCGCUGUCACUCUUGUCGCUACCCCAUUACUGAGCAUGAGUUUUCUUUAUCAGGGAAGCAUCCAUAUCACAAGUCCUGUUUCAAAGAGUUGACCCACCCAAAAUGUGAAGUUUGCUACCAAUUUAUUCCUAUAAAUGCUGCUGGUUUGAUCGAGUAUAGGUGUCACCCAUUUUGGUCCCAAAAAUAUUGUCCAUCUCAUGAAUAUGACGAUACAGCUCGCUGCUGUAGUUGUGAAAGAUUGGAGUCUUUGAAUGCAAAAUACUAUAGCUUGGAAGAUGGGCGGAGUUUAUGUUUAGAGUGCAUGGAGUCAGCUAUUAUGGACACUGGAGAUUGUCAACCUCUUUACCAUGAUAUUAGAGAUUAUUAUGAAGGAAUGUUUAUGAAAAUAGACCAACAAAUUCCUAUGCUUCUGGUUGAGAGGCAAGCACUCAAUGAAGCUAUUGUUGGGGAUAAAAAUGGUUACCAUCACAUGCCAGAGACAAGAGGCUUGUGCCUUUCUGAAGAGCUGACUGUCACCAGUAUUCAUCGGAGGCCAAGAAUCGGAGGCCGCCAGCUAUUUGGGAUGAGAACCCAGCCUCAAAAGCUGACUAGAAAAUGUGAGGUUACAGCCAUUCUUGUUCUCUACGGUCUUCCAAGGUUGCUCACGGGCGCCAUCCUUGUCCACGAGUUGAUGCACGGCUGGUUACGCCUUAAAGGUUACCGUAAUCUUAAUCCUCACGUAGAGGAAGGAAUCUGUCAGGUUCUGUCUUAUAUGUGGCUUGAGUCAGUGGUGAUGCCUGGCCUUAAGAGCAUGCCUUCAACUUCAGCAGCCUCCUCCUCCUCCUCCUCUUCCUACUACCCCUCCUCAUCAUCUAAGAAAGGAGCCAAGUCUGAAGUUGAGAAUAAACUGGGUCAAUUUUUCAUGAAUCAAAUUGCCAAUGAUUCUUCUCCAGCGUAUGGGGGUGGAUUUAGAGCUGCUAAUGAAGCUGUGAACAAAUAUGGUUUACAUCGUACUCUUGAUCAUAUUCGUUUGACUGGUAGUUUCCCACUGUAACAACAAAAAUAAAGGAAAAUGGAAGAAAAAGAAAGGCAAGAGAAUUGUCAGUUCAAUCGUUUCUCUCAAGCUUGAUUUCAAUGGAACAUUAUUCUCUUCCCUUUUCGCCUUCUCAAUUUUCCUUGAUUCGAAUUUAUACUGAGUACGUUGGGAUUGAUAUGAAUGGCCUUGAGUUAAUUCAAGCUCCAAGACAGAAGCUAGGAGAGCUUCCCCUCUGCUAUUUUAUGGGGGUACUGAGGGUGUGCCAAGUUCCAGUAUGCUAAUAAUAAUAAUUUGAAGUA